This is a messenger RNA of Tetrapisispora phaffii CBS 4417, 750 nucleotides long. It is a transcript of the gene EFM5, whose product is annotated as protein-lysine N-methyltransferase. Lineage: Eukaryota; Fungi; Ascomycota; Saccharomycetes; Saccharomycetales; Saccharomycetaceae. The transcript is spliced from 3 exons. The record is from RefSeq and is a predicted model, not a curated record. The coding region runs from base 1 to 750 and encodes 249 amino acids. Gene Ontology annotation, molecular function: protein-lysine N-methyltransferase activity.
AUGUCAGAUUCAGAUUCAGAUUCAGAUUUAGAUAUUGAAUUAACAUUGUCAUCCCAUGCCCUAGCUGCAUUAGAGGAAUUUAGACAGGAAGAGGUUAAAUACCAAGAAAAAUUCAGCAAACUUUUGACCAGUGCUGAUGAAGAGUUUGCUCAAAAGAAAAAAGAAGAAGGUAUGAACCUAUUUAAAGAAGAUUGGCAAUUAUCACAAUUUUGGUAUAAUGAUGCCACCGCAAAUAUGCUCGCGGAUGCCCUGUUAGAAGGUGCUGAUGAGGAUACCGUUAUUGCUAUUGUUAGUGCACCAUCUGUAUAUGCAGCAAUACUAAAGAAAAAUGCAGAUGAGGUACCAACUAAGCAUAUUCACUUAUUUGAAUUUGAUGAACGUUUUAAAUUGUUAGCUGAGAAGGAUCAUUUUUUCUUUUAUGACUAUAAUAAACCAUUAGAAUUCAAUGAGAAACUAAGGGGUAAAGUAGAUAGAUUAUUAAUAGAUCCACCUUUUCUGAACGAUGAUUGUCAAUCAAAAUCUUCAAUAACUGCAAAUGCAAUGCUAAAACCCAAAACCAACGAGAAAACUAAACAUGGUGUUAUUAAAAGUCGUUUCAUUUCCUGUACUGGCGAAAGAGUCUCUGAUGUAAUAGCUAAAUCUUAUCCUGAUGCUAAAGUUACUACUUUCAUUCCAGAACAUAAAAAUGGAUUAAGCAAUGAGUUUAAAUGUUACUCUAAUUUUGAAUGGAGGGGCUGGAAGUUUGAAUAA